Messenger RNA from Cinclus cinclus, 4819 nucleotides. It is a transcript of the gene DPP8, whose product is annotated as dipeptidyl peptidase 8. The record is from RefSeq and is a predicted model, not a curated record. The transcript has 20 exons. Bases 44 to 2692 code for a protein of 882 amino acids. Gene Ontology annotation, molecular function: dipeptidyl-peptidase activity; serine-type peptidase activity. NCBI's taxonomy places the organism in Eukaryota, Metazoa, Chordata, Aves, Passeriformes, Cinclidae. Gene Ontology annotation, biological process: proteolysis.
GCGGCUCGGCAGCAGCGCCGCCGCGGAGCGCCAAACAUGCAACAUGGCAGCAGCCAUGGAAACUGAACAGCCGGGCCUGGAAAUCUUUGAGACUGCGGGUCGUGAGGAGCAGGUCCCGAGAGAGGAGCAGCCAAAACUGGAACCUUUCUAUGUAGAGAGGCAUUCCUGGAGCCAGCUUCGGAAACUGCUCACAGAUACACGGAAGUAUCAUGGAUACAUGAUGGCAAAAGCCCCUCAUGACUUCACAUUUGUGAAGAAAAAUGAUCCUGAAGGACCUCAUUCCGAUAGGAUCUACUACCUGGCAAUGUCUGGGGAGAACAGGGAGAACACGCUCUUCUACUCUGAAAUUCCCAAAACCAUAAACAAAGCUGCCGUCCUGCUGCUUUCCUGGAAGCCUCUUCUGGAUCUUUUUCCGGCCAUCCUGGACUAUGGGAUGUACUCCCGGGAAGAGGAGUUGCUGCGGGAGAGGAAGCGGAUCGGCACCGUUGGGAUUGCCUGCUAUGAUUACCACAGAGAGAGCGGCACCUUCCUGUUCCAGGCAGGGAGUGGCAUUUAUCAUGUGAAAGAUGGAGGUCCCCAUGGAUUCACCCAACAGCCUUUAAGACCCAUUCUGGUAGAGACCAGUUGUCCAAAUAUCCGGAUGGAUCCCAAGCUUUGUCCAGCUGAUCCAAAUUGGAUUGCAUUUAUCCAUUGCAAUGACAUCUGGAUAUCUAAUAUAGAAUCCAGGGAAGAAAGGAGGCUGACGUUUGUGCACAAUGAACUGGCCAAUGUUGAGGAGGAUCCAAAAUCUGCUGGCGUGGCUACUUUUGUGCUGCAGGAGGAGUUUGACAGAUACACUGGCUACUGGUGGUGCCCAAAGGCACAGCCCACACUGGAUGGUGGUAAAGUUCUUCAAAUUCUUUAUGAAGAAAACGAUGAGUCAGAGGUGGAAAUCAUCCAUGUCACAUCACCCAUGCUGGAGACAAGAAGAACAGAUUCCUUCCGCUACCCCAAAACAGGUACAGCAAAUCCAAAGGUCACUUUCAAGAUCUCUGAAGUGACAAUCAAUGCAGAAGGCAGAAUUGCAGAUGUUGUGGAUAAAGAGCUAGUUCAGCCCUUCGAGAUCCUCUUUGAAGGAGUAGAGUACAUUGCUAGAGCUGGGUGGACGCCAGAAGGAAAAUACAUCUGGUCCAUCUUGCUGGAUCGCUCCCAAACUCGGCUUCAGAUAGUCCUGAUCCCUCCUGCAUUAUUCAUCCCCACAGAAGAUGAUGCAAUGGAAAGGCAGAAACUUAUUGAUGCUGUACCAGAUUCUGUUACACCUUUCAUUAUUUAUGAAGAAACAACAGACAUCUGGAUAAAUAUCCAUGAUAUCUUCCAUGUCUUCCCUCAAACCCACGAAGAUGAGAUAGAGUUCAUUUUUGCCUCUGAGUGCAAAACAGGCUUCCGGCACCUGUACAAGGUCACCUCGGUCCUGAAGGAGAGCAAGUACAAACGGUCCUGUGGAGGCCUCCCUGCUCCCAGUGACUUCAAGUGCCUCAUCAAAGAGGAGAUAGCAAUUACCAGUGGGGAAUGGGAAGUGCUUGGCAGACAUGGAUCCAACAUCUAUGUGGAUGAAGCCAAAAAACUGGUGUACUUUCAAGGCACAAAAGAUUCUCCUCUGGAGCAUCACUUGUACGUUGUUAACUACGACAGCCCCGGGGAGGUGAAGCGUCUGACAGAGCGUGGUUACUCACACGCCUGCUGUGUCAGCCAGGACUGUGACAUGUUCAUCAGCAAGUACAGUAAUCAGAAGAACCCCCACUGUGUGUCACUGUACCGGCUGACAGGAUCAGAAGAUGAUGCAGCUCAUAGGACUAAGGAAUUCUGGGCUACCAUUUUGGAUUCAGCAGGUCCUCUUCCUGAUUACAUUCCCCCUGAAGUGUUUUCCUUCGAGAGUUCCACGGGGUUCACACUGUAUGGAAUGAUGUACAAACCCCACAACCUGCAGCCUGGGAAGAAGUACCCCACAGUGCUCUUCAUCUAUGGAGGCCCUCAGGUACAGCUGGUGAACAACCGGUUUAAAGGAAUCAAGUACUUCCGACUGAACACUUUGGCCUCUCUAGGCUAUGUUGUUGUUGUCAUUGACAACAGGGGCUCCUGCCACCGAGGGCUGAAGUUUGAAGGAGCCUUUAAAUACAAAAUGGGACAGAUAGAAAUCGAUGACCAGGUGGAAGGGCUGCAGUAUUUGGCGUCGCAGUACGACUUCAUCGACUUGGAGCGUGUGGGCAUUCACGGCUGGUCCUACGGAGGCUACCUCUCCCUAAUGGCUUUAACACAGAGGUCAGAUAUCUUCAGGGUGGCUGUAGCUGGAGCCCCCGUCACGCUGUGGAUUUUCUACGACACGGGAUACACGGAGCGCUACAUGGGCCACCCAGAGCACAACGAGCAGGGCUAUUACCUGGGAUCUGUGGCCAUGCAGGCUGAGAAGUUUCCUUCUGAACCAAACCGUUUGCUGCUGCUUCAUGGAUUCUUGGAUGAGAACGUUCACUUUGCACACACCAGUAUUUUGCUCAGCUUUUUGGUGAGAGCUGGGAAACCCUAUGACCUACAGAUCUACCCUCAGGAGAGACACAGCAUCAGGGUCCCUGAGUCGGGGGAGCACUAUGAACUGCACCUGCUGUAUUACCUGCAGGAGAACCUGGGCUCUCACAUUGCUGCCAUGAAGGCCAUGUGACUGACCUCAGAACUCUGCUCCACGGCUGCUCUCCGGACAGGGAGGUGUAGAAAACUAGAGAAAAUAGGAUGGAAUGUUGCUUUCUGGUGCCUGCCACACGUGCACACACGUACACACCCUCACAGACACUUUUUUAAAAGUAAAUUUGGUGCCAUACGGGAAAUUAAAGUACGGUGAUCUAAUAACUUCAGUUAUUAAACUUCAAGUUAAAGCUGUAAAUAAAAUCCAAUGUCUGUGGUAUAAUACAGUACCAUGGGUGUUCUCUUGGGGAACGAGCUGAAACUGAAAAUAACUUACUUCUACAGCACCAGAUCUUCACUUUUUAAAAGCAUUAUGGCAUAAUUGAUGUAUUUUUACAGUGUGUUCCUUGAUAUCUUAUUACAUUAUACUGGAUGAUUUACUCACUACACAGCAAGAGUUUACCUGAAUGGUUACAACUUUUAUUAAUUUUAAAUGCUAUCAUAUAGCUUUUAUGCUUUGUGAAAGGGAUGUGUCUCACUCCUUAGAAGGUGGUCACAAGUUGGACACAUCCCCUGUCUAGAUGUUGUUUUUUAAGAAGAAAGACUUUUAAGCUGCCUCUUACUAUAUUUAAAGUUUGGAUUCAGAUCAGUUGAUGCCAGGUUCUUUGAUUCCUUCUCCCAUAGGAUAAAUCUUUCUCUCUUCUUCCAGCAGCUUGAGAACCUAUCCUGAUUGUACUUGAUUUCAGUGGAUAAGUCAAUUGAUAUUUUACUGUGAUAUGGGAUAACAGUCUUGUAUUCUGAGGUGCAAACUAACGUAAGGUAAAGAGCAGAAACUGUAAACUUUCAAACAAGCUUCAAAGUGCAUCCCGUUGAGAUUUUUUCCUGAUGUUCACUCUGGAGCUGGGUUUGCAAUACUCCUUCCUCACCCUCACAUCAGCAUGAUAUAGGCAUAUGCAUCGUGUUACAGUUUAGAAAUUCAGUACUCUAAUUCCAAGGUCUGCAGAGGAUGUAUGGGGAGACCUUACAUGUGAGGCAAUAUGAACUGUUUUGUUGAAUUUCCUUGUGUAUGAGGGGCUAUUUCCCAGGCUCAUGCCCUUUCCAGUCCCCUGUUCCUGGGUCCUUUCUAGCACUGCUGUGCAUGAUGAUGAUGCUGUCUUUGAGAACCCCUUUCUGUACAGCUUCAGGUAAUCCUCAAGGAAUUGCAGUCCCAGUUGUGUUUUUCCUACUGAGGUUUUAACUAAGCAGUAGGCUUGGCUGAAAAUCACAAGUGUGUGAAGGCACUUUUAACUGGCAACAGGUAAUUUAGGAUAGAAAUCCAUAGAAAGUUAUUUUCCUUAAUCCAGAAAGUUCUCCCUUUGAGACUUGCCUCUGAUAAAUGUUAAUGGUUUUCUUAGAAACCCAAGAAUUUCCUUUUCUUUCUGUUUUGGUGCUAGAGAGAAGCAGAGCAUGAUUUUAUUUUAAUCUGCUGAAAAUCUGGAAUCACUCUCAGUGUUUACGCUCUUAGAACUCCACAUGUUGUAACCUUGUACUUUCCUUGAUUUUGUACUGUUCAGCUUGAUCCCAGAACCCUGGGAUUUAAGAGUCUAGCUGUAUGGGAUCAGACUGCAUCGUUUUUCAGUUAAACUCCUGGUCAUGUGCACCAAAGCAGGGGAGCUGGGGCAGUUCCACGGUUUACAAGCUGUGUGUGAGAACAGGAUCUGGUUUUUGGGAUACACAAAGGACCCAAAGCCAACAGGCGUGCAGGGGGUGGUUCCUCGGGCUGUUUGCUGGUUUUCAGGUUGCAGUGGUUAGGAGUGGAUCAGUUAAAACACCGUUAGCAGGCCAAUAACGGGUUGAUUUUGGGAAGGGCGUGGCAGGGAAGGAGCCCAGCUCCAGGAAUGUCUUCUCUCAGCGGUUAAUUGUGGCUGAAGCAAAGGCAGCAUUGCUGGGGAGUGUCUUAGUGUCAGCCCCGAGAGAGGAGCACACGUGCAACACGACAGUGGGUAGAAACAAAAAUAAGCUGUUCCUCUGGAAUUCCAUUGUGCUCCCAACGUGUUUAUGCUGUAUUAUAUAUACAUAUAUCUAUAUCUGUUCAUAUAUACAUAUAUGUAUAAAAUUAUCCGUGGAUAGUAUUCACCUUUUCCAAGGUUGUUUAUAUUUUGUUCAAUAUUAAAUUAACUUGCUUUUU